Molecule: messenger RNA, 3338 nt
Organism: Oncorhynchus kisutch (coho salmon)
Lineage: Eukaryota; Metazoa; Chordata; Actinopteri; Salmoniformes; Salmonidae
Exons: 14
Coding region: 201-1787 (528 amino acids)
Molecular function (GO): RNA binding; metal ion binding; protein binding
Source: RefSeq, a predicted model, not a curated record
GAUCAUUUACGAGUGUCAGAUGUAGCUCGUCCGCAUUCAGGAAACGGCGCAGAUAAAGGCAGUUGAACGAACAACUAAGAUCGAUUCACCCGGCGGUUAAACUGUGGGGUAACCGCGGUCAAUACUGGCACUUUUAUCUAGUUUUAAAGUGAUAUACUUUCAGUGUUUUGUAUAUUUUGUAUUCGAGUUGAUAAUGCUGGAUGGUCGAACUGAUGAAGUUCACAAGAGACAUUUGCCGACUGCUGGGUAUUGGAGGCGAUGGGCCAGGUGAGCAGGAGGAGAUGGAGCGGGGAGGAGGAAGAGGAGGAAGAGGGGGUCCAGGUCCAGCCGCGGGUGGAGAGGUCCUGAGUGGGGAGGAGGAGAUGGAGCGGGGAGGAGGAAGAGGAGGAAGAGGGGGUCCAGGUCCAGCCGCGGGUGGAGAGGUCCUGAGUGGGGAGGAGGAGUUCAGUGAGGAGGAGAAGACCAGAAGGAGAGCAGAGAGACGCAGGGCUAAGAGAAAGAGACAGAAAGAACGAAAGAAACUGGAGAAGGAGAAGAGCGCGGAUGCUGAGCAGGAGGGAGAAGCGUCAGAGUCUGAGAGUGAAAGUGAGGAGGAGGAGGAGGUAGAGAGGGUAGUACCUCCUGCCAAGAACAAGCCCACGCCUCCUCUCACUGUGUCUGGGAACAAGAGCAACCGCCAGCCCCCUGUCAGGACCCCAGAGGAGGAGCCAGAGUGGGACGUCCGCAGUGCGUUUGUGGCCAACGCUGCCAGUCACAUCAGACCCAAAGCCAGGACUAGUGCAGGCCACGCCUCUAGAGAGAACAAGGAGAACGAGUCUAGGACCAGCGAGGUGGAGAGUUCAGACCCUGUGAAGAAGGGAGCUUCACUAACAGAGAAGGGUAUUCAGUUGUUUAAGCAGGGCCAGUACUCUCAGGCUGUGGACAUGUUCUCUGAGGCUAUCCACUGUGACCCCAAAGACCACAGGUUCUUUGGGAAUCGUUCAUACUGCUACUGGUGUCUGGAGCUCUACCCCUCUGCCCUAUCAGACGCUCAGAGGUCCAUCCAGCUCGCCCCUGAUUGGCCAAAGGGAUACUUCCGCAAGGGGAGUGCACUGAUGGGGUUGAAGCGGUAUGGUGAGGCAGAGGGGGCCAUGCAGCAGGUGUUGAAGCUGGAUCAGGACUGUGAGGAGGCCUCCAUUGAGCUCUUCAACUGCAAGGUCCUGCAGCUCAUGGAUCUGGGUUUUGAAGAGGGGCAGAGUGUGUUGCUGUUGGAGAAGUUUACCACGGUUCAGGCUGCUCUCGGCUCCCCUGAGGCUGAUAGAGUGGUGGACCUCUCCUCCCCUGAGGACUCUACUGGGUCCCCCUGUCCCUCUCUCUGGGUGGGGAACGUCACCGUGGACCUCACUGAGAAGCACAUAUGGGACCUUUUCAAAACGUGUGGUGAGAUAGAGAGUAUCAGAGUUCUACAUGAGAGAUUCUGUGCCUUUGUCAACUUCAAGAAUGCCAACAUGGCCGCUCGCGCCUUGGAGAGGCUCCAGGGUGUGGAGCUGGAGAGCACCAGGCUGGUAAUCAGGUACCCAGACCGCUGGGUACAGAGAACCCCUCACUCUCCUCAGAGGACCAACUCUAUAAGCCUCAACACCUCCUCAGCCUCUCAGUACGACUCCACAGGGACCAGGAGGAUGGCUCCCAUCAAUGGUGACGAGUGUUUAUUCUGGAGGACCACUGGCUGUUUCUAUGGUGACAGGUGUCGCUUCAAACACAAGCCUGACCAGAGAGGAAGAGACAGGAAACCAUGGCAACCCUGACCACCACGCAGGGACUGGAUAGUACAGAGGGAGGCGAAUGAUGAGGAUGAGGGACUGUGUCCCUACUUUAAAAGGGAAAAUGAGGUUGAGGGUGGGGGUGGGGGGGUGUCACCCCGUUUGUAGUCCUCUGGCACAGACCACAGAUCCCAGACAGAACACUGGACAUGUAUAAUGAGUGUGUGAAGUGUCAAUCAAAGUGAAGAGGAGUGCACCUCUGAUUUCCUUCCCCCUCUCCCUCGGCCGGAGCUGUGAAACAUGGAAAUGACAUCAUCAUUAGAACUUGAAGGGAUCUUUGUCCAGUGAACCUCCUCUAUGAUGACCAUGUUGUAGACACUAAGGGGGAUGACAUCUGUUGUUAUCAUGUGUUUUACUGUGUAUGUAUGGUCAUGUGACUGGACAUGUGACCUGAAUAUGUCACUUUGAGACUCAGUGCCAGCCUGAUGCCAUAGGGUGCCAAGUAAUUGUCCCUACAAGGGAUGAAUAAACAAUGGUUUUUAAUUGAAUAUGGGGCAUGUUCCAGGCAGACUAAAUUGCAGUCACCUGCCUUCUCUCACAACACCUGGAUAAGUGUUUGUUUAAGAUGUCAGCUGACCCAAUCAUGAUAUAGCAAACUGAUGCAGGACUGCACAGUCAGUGACGUGGCACACAACCAUGAGUCAGUCUGGAACGUCACCAGUGUCCAUGGGGUGUUCUAACAUCCAGACCACCUUAAAUGAAACAAGUAGUGUACUACUGUGGAUAUUGGAACAAGACCCGUAACACCAUCCUAAUAUUGAGUUGCGCCUCCCCCUUUCACCCUCAGAACAGCCUCGUCAGGACAUGGACUCUACAAGGUGUCGAAAGCGUUCCACAGGGAUGCUGGCCCAUAUUGACUCCAAUACUUCCCACAGUUGUGUCAAGUUGGCUGGAUGUCCUUUGGGUGGUGGACCAUUCUUGAUACACACGGGAAACUGUUGAGCGUGAAAAACCCAGCAGCGUUGUAGUUCUUGACACACUCAAACCAGUGCACCUGGCACCUAAUACUGUACCCCGUUCAAAGACACUUAAAUCUUUUGCCUUGCCCGUUCACCCUCUGAAUGGCACACAUACACAACCCAUGUCUCAAUGCUUAAACAUCCUUCUUUAACCCGUCUCCUCCCUUUCAUCUACACAGAUUGAAGUGGAUUUAACAAGUGAUCAUAGCUUUCACCUGGAUUCACCUGGUCAUUUAUGUUAUAGAAAUAGCAGGUAUUCCUAAUAUUUUGUACACACAGUGUUCGCUCGGUGGACUAAAACAUGUGUGUUCAGUGGAGUAAAACAUGUGUGUUCAGUGGACUAAUACAUGUCUGUUCAGUGGACUAAUACAUGUCUGUUCAGUGGACUAAUUAAAUUCAAGUGGACUAAAGUGACAAUAUGAGGAGCACAGAAUGACUGUUUGAGAGCAUCAAUGUAAAAAGACAAUCUGUCUGUAUCCUCUCAGCAUGUGGGGGAGCUGAGUGUACAAAUGACUUAGUGUUUUAUUAUGUCAAUCAGUUGUAUUCAUUCAUAAUAAAAUAUAGUUUUAUCAAAUCA